Pararge aegeria (speckled wood butterfly) is the source of this 1215-nucleotide messenger RNA. RefSeq lists its product as uncharacterized. The record is from RefSeq and is a predicted model, not a curated record. The transcript has 4 exons. The coding region runs from base 1 to 1215 and encodes 404 amino acids. Lineage: Eukaryota; Metazoa; Arthropoda; Insecta; Lepidoptera; Nymphalidae.
AUGGCUGCAAAGAUUCCACUCGGCACCAACAUUGCAGAUAGUAUAUGUCUUCAAGAUUUCGACCCAGAUCUACGGCAAUCCAUUCAUGCAAUCAUCGAAAAAGAAGGCUUCAUAAAGUAUGCUAUCGAUAAAAAGAAGUUUAACACUGGUGGAGGUAAUUUUAUGGCUGAUUUAAUCGAGAUUGAUAUUAAAGGUAUAACUGCCGAUGGCGAAAAGGAAUUAAGUUUAUUCAUCAAGAAACAAAUCCCUUUGGAAAAGAUUAAGGUAUUCGACUGCAAUGUAGUUUAUCGCAAAGAAUUAUUCAUAUACACUGAAUUGAUAAAAGUCAUGACGUUGCUGCAAGAUAAAGCAGGAGUGCCAAGUGAUGACAGAUUUAAACUUGCAAAAGCUUACAAAGGAUCUAGUGUAAAUGCUCUAAUUUUUGAGAAUCUUACGAAAAAAGGUUUUAAAACUUACGGAAGAUUGGAUUUACCACCUGUGAAGUAUUUAGAGCUUGCUGUUAAAGAGCUUGCCAAGUUUCAUGGUAUAUCAUUCGUGAUGGAGCAUUAUAUGCCGGAAUUUUAUGAGAGUAAAAUAAAAUCGAUAAACAAUCAGUUUAAUUAUAAUGAAGAUUGGAAGGAGUUGAUGAAAAAAGUUUACUUAUACACGGCAAAUUUAUUAGGCGGUGAAAUCAAGAGAAAAAUUGAAGAUUUCCUUCCGAUCGCGAUAGACAAAUAUCCUAAGUACGACAAAGACCAAACUACUGUGAGAUGUUGUUUGACACAUAUGGAUUACCGUCCCAACAAUGUGUUGGUGCGGGAAAGCAAUGGCGAACCCGUGGAAGUAAUGGUGGUAGACUUUCAGCUUAUGGACUACGGGUGUCCACUAAAAGACUUUUUGUUCUUCAUCUACGCAUCCACGAGUAGAGAAUUCAGAGCAAAACAUCUGGACGAUCUCAAGGACCUGUAUUUUGAAACUUUGUCGAGAUUUCUUAAAUAUUUUGAGUUGGACGUGGACGAUGUAUAUCCUAGGAAGGAAUUUGAAAAGGUAUAUAAGGAUUGGAUGGACUAUGGACUAAUCAGGACGUUAUAUGCGUCAGUAUUUCUAUUCGCUCCUGACACAGGAUUGGACGUCAGUAACCUGAGCCUCGCAGAACUGCCCUUUAACCCUGAUAGGGUGUUCGAGGAGAGGGCGCGAGGUUGGCUAGAAGAUUUUAUAGAAGGAGGCUAUUUAUAA